AUGUCUCCUGCUAUUCCUGCUCCACCCCCGGCUCUCUAUCUUCAACAGGCCCGGAACAGUCCCAGCAGUCAAGAUUGCAUGUCCGUCUACGAUAAAUGGGCUGCAACAUACAACGACGAGGUCGGAGAUGAGGCUCAGAGCUAUGUUGCUCCUGUACUCGUCGCCCAGACGGCCCUAAAAUACGAGAAAGCCAAUGGCCCCGCCAACAGCAUCAUUCUAGAUGCAGGUUGUGGAACCGGACUCGUGGGACAAGCCCUGUCAAUUGCCCGCCCAAAGGCAAUCGAUGGAAUUGACCUAUCGAUCCCCAUGCUUGACAUUGCCAGAGAUACUGGUGUUUAUCGAAAUCUAGAUCAAGCGGAUAUGAAUCGACCUAUCGCGAAGCCCGACGAAACCUACGACACAGUGGUCUGCGUCGGCACAUUUACCCUUGGCCACGUCGGCCCCGACCCUGCCCUGCGCGAACUUGUUCGAGUUACUAAGACAAAUGGAAUUGUUGUUGCGACGAUUCUGGAUGAGAUCUGGGUUUCUGGUGGCUUCAAGGCCGAGGUUGAGAAGCUGAAGGCUGAAGGUAUUGUUGGUGUUACGGAGGAACUUAUAGACUAUGUAAAAGGCCACGGCGACAAAGCGGUGCUGGUUAUUCUUGAGAAGCUCCCUCUUUGUUGA
Molecule: messenger RNA, 663 nt
Organism: Penicillium odoratum
Lineage: Eukaryota; Fungi; Ascomycota; Eurotiomycetes; Eurotiales; Aspergillaceae
Product: class I SAM-dependent DNA methyltransferase
Exons: 1
Coding region: 1-663 (220 amino acids)
Source: RefSeq, a predicted model, not a curated record